AUUUGGAUGCACCGUGCACUAUGGUUCACGUCAAUGUGUUGAAAAAAUUAAUGUGUGUUCUUGUGGUGAUACUGGUAGCGCUUACGUUUUGCCUCUGGAGAGAGACGAGAAGAAGCUACUACGUUCCUUUCAAGACUGAGAACAGUGAUUUGCAGGUUCACAGGACUUUGGAAAAAUGGAACCCACUUAAAUCACAGGGCCUUUUCCAUGGAGCAGCCGGUGAAUUGGGUCAGAUACCCAAAACGUGGUUUGGUAACAAAGUAAAAGGCAGCACCUCUGGAACAGCCGAAAAGAAAGCAGCGGAGUCUGUGAAGGUGUGGGAUAAGGACAGUUCAUCCCGAAAUCUCAUACCCAGGCUGCAGAAGGUCAGAAAAAACUACCUGUCCAUGAAUAAGUACAAUGUGACUUACAAGGGGAAGAGGAAUGCUGCUAAACUCAGCCCGGAGAAGCUGCUCUGCCAGUUACGGGACAGGGUGAACGUGACCAUGAUACGUGGAUCCGAUGGCCCUUUUGAUACCUCUGAAUGGCAGCAAUACUUACCAGAGAAAAUCCUCAAUGAAACGGUGGGCAGCCUGGGUCGCUGUGCUGUCGUGUCCUCAGCAGGGUCUCUGAAAUCAUCUCAUUUGGGACAAGAGAUAGACAGCCAUGAUGCCAUCUUGCGAUUCAAUGGGGCUCCUACCAAGGGCUUUCAAGAAGAUGUGGGACAAAAGACAACAAUUCGUCUUGUGAACUCCCAGCUUGUGACUGUUGAGAAGGAGCAGUUCCUGAAGGACGCACUAUAUAACACUGGAAUCUUAAUUGUCUGGGAUCCAGCACCGUAUCAUGCAGAGAUUCAUGAGUGGUACAGAAAACCAGAUUACAACUUUUUUGAAAGCUACAAGUCGUAUCGUAGUAAACAUCCAGAGCAGCCUUUCUAUAUCCUGAAUCCAAAAAUGCAGUGGCAGCUCUGGGAUGUUCUGCAGGAGAAUUCCUUGGAGCAUAUCCAGCCUAAUCCACCGUCGUCAGGAAUGCUUGGCAUCGUGAUCAUGAUGACGCUCUGUGACGAAGUGGACGUGUACGAAUUCCUCCCGUCCAAGCGGCAGACGGACAUUUGCCACUAUUACCAGAAGUUUCAUGACCGUGCCUGUACCAUGGGAGCUUACCACCCACUCCUGUUUGAGAAAAACUUGGUGAAGCACAUAAACCAGGGCACAGAUGAGGACAUCUACACUCGCGGGAAAGUUACUUUGCCCGGCUUCCGAAACGUGCAUUGCUAGCGCAUCGGUUUUUAGUGUUUUAGGAAUUUUUCUUGAACCGUCAAGGCACUUUUUUUAAAUCAGGGUUGUCAGAUUCGUUAGGUCUAAACACUGGUGUGUUUUGACGGCUCUUCCGCGUUGCA
Messenger RNA from Apaloderma vittatum (bar-tailed trogon), 1378 nucleotides. It is a transcript of the gene ST6GAL1, whose product is annotated as ST6 beta-galactosamide alpha-2,6-sialyltranferase 1. The record is from RefSeq and is a predicted model, not a curated record. Bases 21 to 1256 code for a protein of 411 amino acids. The transcript has 5 exons. Gene Ontology annotation, molecular function: sialyltransferase activity. Lineage: Eukaryota; Metazoa; Chordata; Aves; Trogoniformes; Trogonidae.